Coregonus clupeaformis (lake whitefish) is the source of this 4383-nucleotide messenger RNA. Its product is annotated as ubiquitin carboxyl-terminal hydrolase 13. Gene Ontology annotation, biological process: protein deubiquitination. Gene Ontology annotation, molecular function: zinc ion binding; cysteine-type deubiquitinase activity; protein binding. The transcript is spliced from 21 exons. The record is from RefSeq and is a predicted model, not a curated record. The coding region runs from base 117 to 2720 and encodes 867 amino acids. NCBI's taxonomy places the organism in Eukaryota, Metazoa, Chordata, Actinopteri, Salmoniformes, Salmonidae.
CCCCGUCGCUGGAGGAAUGUCGAGACCGAAUGAUUUAAAAAUAGCAUCAUCUCUCCUCUGACAGCCUUCUCUAGUGACUCCCAUAGCAUUGUGGUGCGAGAAGCAGGAAUGCGAAGAUGGCUGCAGAUUUAGGAGAGCUGCUGGUCCCUUAUAUGCCCACCAUCAGAGUUCCCAGAACAGGAGACAGGGUUUUCAAGAGCGAAUGUGCCUUUUCCUACGAUUCUCCCGAGUCUGAGGGAGGCUUGUAUGUGUGUAUGAACACAUUCUUGGGCUUUGGCAGAGAACAUGUGGAGAGACAUUACCGUAAAACCGGACAGAGUGUUUACAUGCACCUCAAACGGCAUGUCAAAGAGAAAGCCACAGGUGCCGCAGGAGGCGCCAUCCCCAGAAGAAGAAAUGGCCAAGUGUUCCUAGAUUUAGAACUAAACCGUGAUUUUAAAGGAGAUGAGUAUGAGUGUGAAGAUGAGGCCAAGCUCGUCAUAUUCCCAGACCACUUCGAGAUCCCCUUACCAAAUAUUGAGGAGUUGCCUGCACUGGUGACAAUAGCCUGCGAUGCCGUGCUCAACGCCGCGUCAGCCUACAAAAAACAGGAGUCUGACUCCUGGGACGAGGAGAUCCAGGUGUCCAAACAUGCCAGGAGUCUCCGACAGCAGGACAACGGAGUGAGGAUCCCACCCAGUGGCUGGAAAUGUCAGAAGUGUGAGAUGAGAGAGAACCUGUGGCUGAACCUGACGGACGGAGCGGUGCUUUGUGGGAAGUGGUUCUUCGACGGUGCCGGAGGAAACGGCCACGCCCUGGACCACUACAAAGACACCAACUUUCCCCUGGCAGUCAAACUGGACAACAUCACCCCAGACGGAGCAGAUAUAUAUUCAUUUGAUGAAGAAGAAGCAGUCCUGGACCCUCACAUAUCCGAACACUUACAACACUUUGGAAUAGACAUGCUACAGAUGCAGCAGAAUGGAACAGAAAAUGGCCACCUCAACACGGACAAUGCAGACAGCGUGCAGCCUCGGGUCAGCGAGUGGGAGGUGAUCCAGGAAUCGGGCAUGAAACUGAAGGCGGUGUAUGGUUCGGGUUUCACUGGCAUCAAGAACCUGGACAACAGCUGUUACCUGGGCACCACCAUGCAGGUCCUCUUCAGCAUCCCAGAGUUCCAGAGGGCGUAUGUUGGAAAUCUCCAGAGGAUAUAUGACUACUCACCUCUUGACCCCACCACGGAUUUCAGCACACAAAUGGCUAAACUGGGCCACGGACUCAUCUCAGGCCUGUACUCCAAACCACCAAUGAAAUCCGAGCUCAUUGAACAGGUGAUGAGAGAAGAAUGCAAGCACCAGCCGAAGGGCAUCUCUCCCAAGAUGUUCAAAGCCAUGGUCAGCAAGGGCCACCCCGAGUUCUCCUCCAACAGACAGCAAGACGCACACGAGUUCUUCCUGCACCUCAUCAACCUGGUCGAGAGAAACAGUGCUGGCUCAGAGAACCCCAGUGAUGUGUUCCGCUACGUGGUGGAGGAGCGUGUGCAGUGCUGCCAGACGCAGAGGGUGCGUUACAACCAGAAGGUGGACUACCUGAUGCAGCUCCCGGUCCCCAUGGAGGCUGCCUCCAACAGAGAGGAGCUGAUAGUGUAUGAGGCGAAGCGAAGAGAGGCAGAGGAAAACAUGAGAGCCCCUCCAGAGCCUGUGAGGGCCCGGAUCCCCUUCACAGCGUGCCUGCAGGCCUUCACAGAGCCAGAGAACGUCCCCGACUUCUGGAGCUCAGCACUGCAGGCCAAGUCAGCUGGAGUCAAGACUUCCCGUUUCGCCUCCUUCCCAGAGUUUCUGGUAGUGCAGAUAAAGAAAUUCACAUUUGGGGUUGACUGGGUUCCAAAGAAAUUAGAUCUGUCCAUAGAUGUCCCAGACUUCCUGGACCUGUCUCGACUCCGGGGCACAGGGCUGCAGGCAGGAGAGGAAGAGCUCCCUGACAUCACCCCCCCCAUUGUCCUGCCUGAAGACACCAGAGACAACUCGAUGAACUCCUCAGAUUCCCCAGAUAUAGACGAGUCGUCGGCGAUGCAGCUGGCGGAGAUGGGCUUCCCUCUGGAGGCCUGUCGGAAGGCCGUUUACUACACGGGGAACAUGGGUCCUGAGAUGGCCUUCAACUGGAUCAUAGCCCACAUGGAGGAACCUGACUUUGCUGAGCCCCUGGCCCUACCCUCCUUCAUGGAGCCAGGCCCCUCCGUGGCCAGCCUGGGCCUGUCAGCCACCCCCCUGGACAACCAUCCUCCAGAGGAGAGCAUCGCCAUCCUCACGUCCAUGGGCUUCCCCCGCCGUCACACCGUCCAGGCCCUCAAAGCCACGAACAACAACUUGGAGAGGGCUCUGGACUGGAUCUUCACCCACCCGGAGAGGGAGGAGGAAGAGACUAGUGACGACUUGUCGGACAUGGCCGACACCACGGAGCCCAACGACAACACCUUCUCCAACGCCAACACGAACAGCCACUCCACACUGUCCCCAGACCAGGACGGCUCGGGCCCCCGAAUCAAAGACGGACCCGGACGUUACGAGCUUUUUGCUUUCAUCAGCCACAUGGGAGCGUCCACGAUGUCUGGUCGUUAUGUAUGUCAUAUCAAAAAGGAAGGAAGAUGGGUGAUCUUCAACGACCACAAAGUGUGCUUGUCAGAAAGACCUCCAAAAGACUUGGGCUACAUCUACUUUUACCGUCGGCUGUCUAGCUGCUAGACCUAGGCCCCCUCCCUCCUCCCCACCAUCCAACCUUAGAGAGCCACAGCCUGGAAACCAGAAGACAACCACGACUACAGUGGAACCCAUGGAAACACUUACACCCCAGACCAGCCAAAGAACCGAGAGCUCAACUCAUCCGUCACUCAAGAGCAACAGGAAAAUUCUUCGUACAUCAAGUGCGGUCAAAAAAAAAAGGGAAAGCAGUGUGCUUUUUGUAUGUCACUGUGAUAAAUAUGUGCUUUUGUGUAUUGAAACUUGUUAUUUGUCUACGGUGUCGGUACAGAGGGAUGUGUGCAAUUUUUUGUUAUUGGAGUGCUCUACACGUACAGUAUUAGUGGAUCAGAUCUUGCUAUUAAUUUUCUAUGCCUUCAGCUACUGCGGUAGUAUUUUUAUUAAAGUGCUACAUUUUAUAAACAUGGAGCAUGGUCCUGAAGUGGUCACGCAUCACUGCCAGCUCUGAAACUCUCUGAAGCGAAACUCAAAAAAAUAAAAUCACAAUGCUGCUGGGAGCUUUGCAUGUACAGAUGUAGGAUCUUAAUUUGACCAGUUUCUUAAAGCAGGAAAAGAAUCCUGUAGCAACAGGAAAUGUGAAUUCUUGUGUGGAUUAUAAUGAAUGGACAUUUUUGUAGGGGUUGAUUUACAUUUUUAGUUGGGGCAAAUCAUAUGAUGAAAAAACGCAUCAAACUGUGACACUUUCUGUAUUUUGAAAGUUCUAUAUUUUGAAAACUAGAAUUGUGGGACUGUGUCAACUGUGGAGUAAUGAAACAAAUACUAAAAUAUAGUUGUUUUUUUUUAGUGGUAUUUUCCUUUAACAUGUGAUGCAGGAUAGAAACAUGAUGGCAUUGAAUGCAGAGAAAUGGCCAGCAUAGGCAAGUUUCAGAAUAGGGAAAAACAUUUGAAAAAACGCUCAUCUAUGAUGAACACUUACACAUGGGACUCCAUGAAUAUGGAAUAUCCUUAUUGGAGGGUCCGAUGUACGUAAUGAUGGUGUCAUGAUAGUCACAUGUCUGGUUUUGACUUGCAGAUGACAUCUAGGUUUUUCUGGGCUACAGAGGAGAAACGGUGACAGUUGAACGAGUCAAGUUGAGUCAAGUCCAUUUCAUUUCCCACGAGAACAAGAGAAUGUUGUUUUUUAUUGAAAUCUGAAAGCACUUUUCGACAGAAUCUUUUAUAUCCCUGCUUUUCAUAUAGAAAUAGAACAUUAGCAUAUCAGCCACCUUGGAUCAGAUACCCCAAACUGAUGUUAUUCACUUUUCUUGAAUGUGGUAAAAGCUAGUGACUGAAUGUGGUAAAAGCUAGUGACUGAAUGUGGUAAAAGCUAGUGACUGAAUGUGGUAAAAGCUAGUGACUGAAUGUGGUAAAAGCUAGUGACUGAAUGUGGUGGUAACAAAACAUUUGACUUGUUAUAUCAUAACCGCAGACCAUGUUGCGAUUACGUAUACUGCAUUCAUACAGUUGUUGCUUCACAUAAAAUUCAACACCGUAAGUGGAACAUGCCUUGGAUCCGUUUUCCUCAGAUCAGAUUGGCCAUGGUGACUAGCAAUGCAAAAAAUCUGAAUCCAUUAGAUAAAAGGCCCACACAAGUUUUGCGGCAGGUAGCUUAGUGGUUAAGAGCGUUGUGCCAGUAACCGAAAGGUUGCUGGUUCUAAUCCCUGAGCCA